Messenger RNA from Mercurialis annua (annual mercury), 748 nucleotides. RefSeq names its product photosynthetic NDH subunit of lumenal location 2, chloroplastic. The coding region runs from base 14 to 607 and encodes 197 amino acids. The record is from RefSeq and is a predicted model, not a curated record. Gene Ontology annotation, cellular component: chloroplast; photosystem II; photosystem II oxygen evolving complex. Gene Ontology annotation, biological process: photosynthesis; photosynthetic electron transport chain. The transcript has 2 exons. Gene Ontology annotation, molecular function: calcium ion binding. Lineage: Eukaryota; Viridiplantae; Streptophyta; Magnoliopsida; Malpighiales; Euphorbiaceae.
CAAAACAUGAAACAUGAACCAGUUCAUUACAAAUUCUAUCAAAAUAAAAACAAUGAACACUGUCCUCUCAAACACCACAACUCUCCUCCAUCUCCAAAACCAACAAUUUAAUAAACACUCAAUCCCAACUCUGAAAGCAUCUCAAGAAAGCAAUGCAUCCAGAAGAAAAAUAAUGGUGACAACCCUUGUUCUCACAUCCCUACCGCAGCUGCAUUCACCUCCGGCUCUGGCCCAGAAUUGGGGCGUUCGUUCUUUCAUGUUUGAACGUUUUUUCGAGCCCGAUUUGUCGCCCGAAGACUCCGUCGCACGAAUUAAACAGACGGCCGAAGGGUUACAUAGCAUUAGAGAUAUGAUAGAAACCAUGUCGUGGAGGUAUGUCAUUUUCUAUAUAAGGCUCAAGCAAUCUUAUCUUUCUAAAGACUUGAAAAUUGCGAUGGCUACUUUGCCUAAGCCUCUCCUCAAUGACUAUGUUGACUUGGCUAAUGUCUUGGUCGACAAUAUGGCUCAGCUAGAUGAGUAUAUUCGUACACCGAAAGUCUACGAGUCCUAUUUAUAUUACGAGAAGACGCUGAAGGCCAUAGAUGAUGUUGUGGCAUUUUUGGCAUAAUAAACCAACAAAAUCUUGAUUCAGAAGUCCUAUUUCUUUUGUAAAUUUGCCUUAUUUUCUGUUUUUUGUUGAUAUACGUAUUGGAUAUUUAUGACGGAUUAAUGAUGGACUAACAUAUUAAUAUGAAAAUUUACAGAAUAA